UCUCUCUCUCCCUACCGUUUGUACAGGCGAUUCAAAUGUUCCAUGGCAGACUCCUCGCUCCGGUGGUCAAAGGGGCAGAAGCUAUUGUCUUCUGAUGGUAUGCAAGUUUCCUGAGUGCUUGCAAAAUGAACCAACCAAAUCAGCGGUUGACGUUUCAUCUGUUUGUUAUGCUGAAAAAGUGGCUGUUAUUCGUAGAAACCUAGGUUCACUUCUGAGUCAUGCUGAAUCUUUAAUUCCUACUUUUCUAAAUGAAGAGGAUGUGCAACUUUUGAGGGUGUUCUUCACUCAGUUAGAGUCUCUGAUUGCUCCUGCUGAAAUUGGAGAAAACCGAGUUCAAGGAAUGGGUGAAUUCCUGCAUGAUGGACCAAAAUGUUGAGACCCAGGUGUGAAUCUUUAUUCAUCACAGGGAGGAUAUGUAAUCUGCAAUAUAAGAACUUGAAUGAAUCUUGAAGUUAAUUUUAUUUGGUUAAAAGAGGAGGAAAGUCUUGAGGAUUUGCAAAGGACAUUUGUGGAGAUGUUCGACCGAGAUUUAGCGAACAUGAUGGACAAUGAAGAUCCAAUGGUGAAGAAGAGACCACGGGAUUAUGGACCUAGCUUGAGGACCACGUGUUUGAAAGCAUGAGUAUUGUGUAGUGAAACUAGUGAAAUUACAUACAUUGUUGUGUGCGUUGGUGUUGGAUGGUGUGUGCAAAUUACUGGGUGAUGUGUGCAAAUUACUGGGUGAUGUGUGCAUUGUUGUGUAGUAGCCUGUACGAAUCACUUGGCGGGGCAAGUUUGAGAAGACUAACCACAGUGUUACUUUGACUAA
This is a messenger RNA of Ipomoea nil (Japanese morning glory), 808 nucleotides long. Its product is annotated as nodulin homeobox-like. NCBI's taxonomy places the organism in Eukaryota, Viridiplantae, Streptophyta, Magnoliopsida, Solanales, Convolvulaceae. The transcript has 5 exons. The record is from RefSeq and is a predicted model, not a curated record. Gene Ontology annotation, biological process: flower development. Bases 95 to 376 code for a protein of 93 amino acids. Gene Ontology annotation, molecular function: single-stranded DNA binding.